AUGGCACAGAGCGCCGAGCUCCAGCCAAGCUUUGAGGACAUUUUUAAUAUUCUGUCCCAGAUCCCACAAGAUAAGCUCCUUAGCCUCAAACAUAAACUGAAGCACUUGAUACCUGGGCCCAGCAGCAAACUACUGCAAGCCAUGGUCCUGCUUACUCUGGGGCAAGAAGCAGAUGCAAGAAUUUGUUUGGAUGCCUUGAGAGAGAACCAGGCAGCCCAGUACGUCCACCAGACCAAACUGGGCACCGCAAGAGUGCAGGAAGACGGGGAGGAUUUGCAGCCUCCCCAGCUGGAUGCAGGUGCCAUGGCGCUUCUGGCACACAUCUACUCAGUGUUAGCCGAGGAAAAGCUGUGCAGUCAUGAAGCCAUGGACAAAGCCUACCAGGCUGCCACCAAAGCCUGCAACGCCAGCAAGGAAACUCAGGGGGACACGCUCAACAGCAUCCCAGCUGACGACCAGGAAAACCAUGGCUCUGCUAUCAGCACGAGCCCAGGUGACAAAUUUCAGACACUGAGAUCUGAUGAGGGUGUAGGAUUUCUCCAGAUGGUCAGCCCAAACGACAUGGUGAGAAGUUCCCCAGUGCAGAUUAGAGGCAACUCGGACCUUUCAGGCCCACGGACCUUGUGCUCUUUGGGGAGUCCCUCUUUCCCCAGCCACUUUGAGAUCAGUGCGUCGCCAACAGCUGCUUUUCACACCCAGCCUUCUUCCCACAAGCGUGUUCCCCAGCCCAGCCGGCUGUGCGAAGGGAGCACCGGCGGUGCUGGACAGCCUGACGUGGACAGACAGAGCCACGGCCUGCAGGAAACAAGCUGGGCCAGCAGACCCAACUCUCAUCCUGGGCAGGACACGGGUGCCCAAGUCCCCCAACCGGAGAAGGUUCUGCAGGUCAGCUCACGUCGUCCAACUCUCCCUAUUCCUGAAACACAGCUGCCCACGCCGGGCGCUGUGAACCAACCUGUCGAAAGUAGUGAUGUUUCCAGCACAGUGGCAGCGGAACCUCGUGCACCAAAAGAAAACACAGACAAAAAGCAAGAUGAAAAGCCAGUGGAUACUGGUUCUGCCCACAUAUCCAUGAGGCACUCCUAUGUUCCAGCAGGCCUUCCUUCUAGCUCUGCAUCUGCUUCCAUUUCAACCGGUUCCCUUCCUCCUCCUACCUAUUCCUCCUCCUCAGCCCUUCCCCCUCCUCUUCAGAGAGUUCCUUCCAACUUAUAUGCCCCUUCCCUCCACUCAUCCCCCUCUCCAGUCUGGCCUCCUCCUCUCCAAACUGUAGAACCAGCGCCCACAUCAGAGCCAGAUAGUGGAAAGUUCUUCACUUUCGUUGUCCUGCAUGCUAGUGAAGAUGAGAUUGUUGCCCAUCGGGUCAAGGACCUGCUGGAGAACAUGGGGGUUCCCAAUGGUGCCACGCUCUGUGGGGAUUUCUUCAUUGCCGGACGUAGCCAUCUGACUUGCUUCCAGGAUGCUAUGGAAAACUCUGCUUUCAUCAUCCUUCUGCUGACCAAGAACUUCCCAUGCGACCUGUGUAUGUUUCAGACAAACACUGCUCUGAUGGAGUCCAUCCUGAAACCAGACAAGCAAGACUCAGUCAUCCCUUUUGUGCCCAAGGAGAACCCCCUGGAGCGGAGUCAGAUUCCCAGCACGCUCGGUGGGCUGAUGCCCUUGGAUGAGAACUCUCCUGGGUUCUCCAGGACAGUGCAGAACACCUUUACUACCAGCAGGAUCAACAAGAGGAAAGCCAUGUGGGACCUGACGCAGAGAAAGAAACUACAGCUGUAUCAGGAACGGUAUCAAACACUGCAGAACUUCGCUGCUCUGAACCUCGGCUCCCUUCCCCAGGUGCCUCCAUCAGCAACAGGGCCGCAGCUGCUGCAGCGAUCACCCCAACAGUGGUGCCCGCCGGCUUCAACUGUCCCUCCUGCCACGUACCCGCCUCCCCCCGUGGGUCACCCCAUGCCCACUCAGAUGGGUCCCCCUCCUUUCCAACCAUUUCAGCUCCCAUCAGGCCACUACAGCAUGAUGCCAGGUCUAGGUGGCAUCCCGCCCCUCAUCAUUCAACACGCACGAAUGGUUCAGAUUGGGAACCACAACAUGAUGCAGGUAGAAACUGUCACACCAGGUCCACAGGCCAGUGAGGAAGAAAGCAGGUAG
Pelecanus crispus (Dalmatian pelican) is the source of this 2145-nucleotide messenger RNA. RefSeq names its product TIR domain containing adaptor molecule 1 (gene TICAM1). Gene Ontology annotation, molecular function: signaling adaptor activity. Lineage: Eukaryota; Metazoa; Chordata; Aves; Pelecaniformes; Pelecanidae. The record is from RefSeq and is a predicted model, not a curated record. Gene Ontology annotation, biological process: positive regulation of type I interferon production; TRIF-dependent toll-like receptor signaling pathway; positive regulation of canonical NF-kappaB signal transduction. Gene Ontology annotation, cellular component: endosome.